Pseudoliparis swirei is the source of this 1620-nucleotide messenger RNA. RefSeq names its product troponin T2d, cardiac (gene tnnt2d). Gene Ontology annotation, cellular component: troponin complex. The transcript is spliced from 12 exons. Gene Ontology annotation, molecular function: tropomyosin binding; troponin C binding; troponin I binding. Gene Ontology annotation, biological process: regulation of muscle contraction; sarcomere organization; cardiac muscle contraction. Lineage: Eukaryota; Metazoa; Chordata; Actinopteri; Perciformes; Liparidae. Bases 625 to 1473 code for a protein of 282 amino acids. The record is from RefSeq and is a predicted model, not a curated record.
ACUCGCUCAGGUCAGCGCUGCUACUUUAAAUCAAAGCCUUGUUUAGUCAUAAAUCUUCAACUUAAUUGCUGUCUCACAAAUAUAUUACAUGGAGAGAAAUCGUGUUUUCUGUUUUCAAUUGUGUUCACUGCCGUAUUAAAUCUGACUGAACUGCAUCUAUAAACAUUACACUGAGAGGCUUUUCAUUGGUGGUUCUGCUGUAAAAUACAUUUAAAUGACUCGAUAGAAAAUAAACCACAUUUCUGAAGAGUAGUGGAGUAUUUAUAUUGUGUGCUACUUUAUAGUAUUCUACACAUUUUAGGGGGAUAUUUACUUUUUACACCAACUGCUCAGUCACAAGAUAUAUUAAAUAUGUGUAGAAACAAAGUAGAUUUACUUGAAUACUCUGUUUAUAAAAAAGAAAGUAAUUAGAGUACAGCAGCAUUGAAAUACCAUUUUUCUAUUCUUUAGUACAUUUCGAAGUUAAUAUUUAGUGUUAGUCGUUUUAAGUAUUUCUUUUGAAUGCACAACCUUCACUUUUCAUUGUGGCAUUGCUCAUAUUUGGCUCCAGUAAAAGAUCAGAAUACUUUUUUUCCACCAAUGCUAAAGGGAGCACCGGUAUUUGUGUUAGUGUGAGAUGUCAGAAUGUUUGCCCUCUCAUGCUCUGCUAUGUUGUUUAAUGAUCCGAAAUACUUGUCUAAAAAUAGGCUGAUAGGGACACAUUUUGCAGAGUUCAUCCAAAACAACAUGUCUGACAGAGAGGUCAAUGAGGAGGAAGUUUCGGAGGAAGAAGAAAAGAACGAUGCAGAUGACUCAAAGCCCAAGCCAAAGUUCAUGACCAACAUUGCCGUCCCAAAGCUCCCUGAUGGGGAGAAAGUAGAUUUUGAUGACAUCCACAGGAAGCGGCAGGUCAAGGAUCUGUCUGAGCUGCAGUCUCUGAUCGAGGCUCACUUCGUCCAGAGGAAGAAAGAGGAAGAGGAUCUCAUCGCCCUCGUAAACAGAAUCGAGAAGCGGCGUGCCGAGAGAGCAGAGCAGCAGAGGGUCCGGUCGGAGAGAGAGAAGGAGAGGCAGACCAGACUGGCGGAGGAAAAAGAACGUAAGGAGCAGGACGAGCAACGCAAGAAGUACGACGAGGAUGCCAAGAAGAAGAAGGCCCUCUCAAACAUGACCCAUCAGUACAGCGCUGGACAAAAGGGGCCCAAGCAGGCUGAAAACAGAAAAGGAGCAAAGAAACAGACUGAGAGGGAGAAGAAGAAGAAGAUCCUGGCUGACCGCAAGCAGGUUCUAAACGUUGAGAUCAUGAACGAGGAGAAACUCAAGGCGAAGGCCACCGAGAUGUGGCAGUGGCUGAUGGGGCUGGAGGGCGAGAGGUUUGACCUCAGUGAAAAACUCAAACGACAGAAGUACGACAUUAACCAGCUUCUCGCUCGAGUCCGGGACCACCAGAACGCCAAAGGACGUGGCAAGGGCAAGAUGGGCGGCCGGCUGCGGUGAAGCAGGAGCAGCCGGACGGGGACGAAGCAGAUCGCGACGCCGGUGAUUGGCCCGCGUGUCUAUCACCUGUGUAUUCAUUGUUCUGUUGUGUUGGGUUACAUGUCAAUUAUCAUGAUAUCAAAACAAUAAAUAAGACAUUACAUCCGC